This is a messenger RNA of Aspergillus aculeatinus CBS 121060, 459 nucleotides long. RefSeq names its product NAD(P)-binding protein. Gene Ontology annotation, molecular function: oxidoreductase activity, acting on the CH-OH group of donors, NAD or NADP as acceptor. The coding region runs from base 1 to 459 and encodes 152 amino acids. NCBI's taxonomy places the organism in Eukaryota, Fungi, Ascomycota, Eurotiomycetes, Eurotiales, Aspergillaceae. The transcript has 2 exons. The record is from RefSeq and is a predicted model, not a curated record.
AUGGCGCAAGUAUCCUCUCCGGCAGGCGCGACUGUCGCCCUCGUUGCCGGUGCGAUGACGCUCUGGCCCGUUCUCCGCGCGCGGAGAGAGAGGACCGGCGGUAUGAGUGCAAAGGGUAAAGUAGUCAUCGCCACGGGAGGGUUGAGUGGGCUGGGGAAAGAGAUUGCAGAGCUGUAUCGGGUCAAUGGCGCCCUUGUGGCCGUGCUAGACAUUGAUGAUGAGGUUGAUAUGCGUCAGUCACCCAUCGCAAUUGGUUUGGGGUAUUUCAAGUGCGAUAUAUCGGACCAGCAAGAGGUAGAGGCUAUCAUGAGCACAAUCCAGACCGACAUGGGAAGGCAGAAUGUUCUAAUGAAUUGCGCGGCCAUGUCCAUAAACCGACUCUCCUUUCACGACCUCCCAAUUGGCCUUUUCGCCAAGACUGUCAAUACAAACCUCCUUGGGCCGGCCCAUACCAUUUGA